AUGGCCAUCGAGGAGGAGAGCCAACUCGACCUCACCCCGACGUUCGGGCUCAAUGCGCUGGCGGCGCUGGCCACGGUGCUCGGCGGCUGCGUGAUCUUCAGCAACAAGCUGCUGCAGCUCGCGAGCCCCAUGUUCAUGGCGGUGCUGCUCAGCAUCUCGGGCGGCAUCACGCUCUUCCAGGCGCUCGUGGUGCUGUUCGCCAACUCGUUCAACGAGUUCGACGACGCCUUCAGCCUCGACGACAGUGAGAGCGGCUCCAGCUCCGACGACGACGACAAGGGUGCGGCGUGGCUGGCAGCCACAGGGUGCUUCGGCGGGGGGAUCCUAAUCAGCUACUUGGUCGACUUCAUCGUCCACAAGCUCACGCCCGGCCAGAACAUGAACGGCACGGCUCGGAUGCAGCCCGAACGCCUGUCGUUCGAGGACGGCCCCAUCGAGGUCAAGCCGCCCGUCGAACUCGUCCCGAACCAAGGCAGCGACGUGUUCAUCAAGAUGGACGAGGCGGCCAAGGAGAAGCUCCAGCGCAUGGGCGUGCUCAGCGCCAUCGCCGUGGGCAUCCACAACAUUCCAGAGGGCAUGGCCACAUUCGUGGCGUCCUCCGAGCACGCGUGGAUCGGUCUGUCCCUCGCUAUCGGUGUUGCGCUGCACAACGUGGCAGAGGGCAUCGCCGUCGCGGCGCCGAUCUACUUCGCGACGGGCAGCACGUGCCGUGGCCUGCUGUGGUGCUUCCUGUCUGCUGUUGCUCAGCACAUUGGCGGCCUCAUUGCGUUCGCGUCACUCGGAAUGGACGCCGACAACGAGACCCAGGGCAUUCUGUACGGGUUGUGUGCUGGUAUGCUGGCGGGCAUCGGCAUGAAGGAGAUCAUCCCGACCGCCUACAUGUACGCCAACGGCCGGAUGCACCUCGUGUCGGCCGGCACGCUGGGCGGCAUGUUCCUCAUGGCCGUCGGUCUCAUCUUCUUCAAGUACAUUGGCGUGUAA
Messenger RNA from Phytophthora sojae, 981 nucleotides. RefSeq lists its product as hypothetical. The record is from RefSeq and is a predicted model, not a curated record. Gene Ontology annotation, cellular component: membrane. The transcript has a single exon. NCBI's taxonomy places the organism in Eukaryota, Oomycota, Peronosporomycetes, Peronosporales, Peronosporaceae. Gene Ontology annotation, biological process: zinc ion transmembrane transport. Gene Ontology annotation, molecular function: zinc ion transmembrane transporter activity. The coding region runs from base 1 to 981 and encodes 326 amino acids.